This is a messenger RNA of Colossoma macropomum (tambaqui), 2479 nucleotides long. RefSeq lists its product as uncharacterized. Gene Ontology annotation, cellular component: membrane. The transcript is spliced from 5 exons. The record is from RefSeq and is a predicted model, not a curated record. Lineage: Eukaryota; Metazoa; Chordata; Actinopteri; Characiformes; Serrasalmidae. The coding region runs from base 205 to 1074 and encodes 289 amino acids.
AGACUUCGCGCGGAGGUCGCGAGAGAUCCCGGAAAGCGGUCGAGCGAGAUUCCUGAUUACUUCAAAACGGGAGCCUAGAGAGCGAAAAGAAACCAAUGUGAAACACCAGCUUCAAAGUAGUUUUUCAGAAGGUAAACACUUCAUUUUCGACUUUUUCUGCCCUUUUUUGACCGCUUUCCUAGCUGUCCUAAGAGUCAUUUAGCUAUGAGUGAUCCGCCCAGAAGACCGCGGGGGCAGAGGGACAGGAACGGAGGAGGACACGGAGAAAGGCGGGAGCCUCGAACACGACGAGACCAGAGUAACAACCACAGGUCCUCUACGCAGUCCUUCCCCAGAGGCUCCUCAUCCCAUUCCAGACAUACGAGGACAGUCCCUUCAGAAGCACAUGAGUCAAAGUGUACACACAUUUGCUCCAGGAGGGGUAUUGUGCUUAUAUGUGCAACCCUGACCAAUGUGUUGGUGCUGUUCUGCAUCGUGGCUGCUCACGUGACAUUAUCAGGCAUGUCUGCGAUGAACUUUGGUGGAAGCUUUGUAGACACACUCAUCCCAUUUGAAGGGGUGGAACUUCAACAGGUGCGUGACCUGGACAUGCAGUUUGGACAAAUGAGAGCACCUGGAGUCUAUGGAGGUGUGGCCUUCAGCCUCACUUUUGCUGUUCUCUCACUUUUAUUCGUGGUGUCUGGCACCAAGCCUGCCCAUGUGCUCCCAUGGAAGCUUCUGAUUGGUCAGUUUGUGUUCCAGCUGGUAGGAACUGUGAUAUAUGUGGUUGCAGUGGGUUUGUAUCUACACUUUGUGAUCAGUGUGAACUCAACAGAUGUGUGUCUGAAGCGAGAGCGACUUUAUGCUCGCAACGGAUACACUUGGAUGAACUGUAAAGUGGGUGGCGCUGAUGCAGCUGUGGCGUUGUUUGGAAUCAUAACGGCCAUUUUGUAUGCAGUGGCGUCCUUCCUUACUUUUAAAACACUCCAGAAUGUCAAGCGCUUCCAAAAGGAGCGGGCUCGCUAUGAAGCAGAAAGACGUGAGCGACCCAAACGCCCUCAGAGCACACCUCUACAGUCGGACAUCUACAUCUGAGCCUCACUCCAAGAAAAUCAGACUCGAUGCCUACAAUUUUUAAAUGUCUUCUUUGUUUUAUAAUUCAGGUUUACGUUUUUAAAGGACUAAAUAGACUACUAACUAAACUUUGUUUACUGAUAUCUGACUUCAUGCACUCUCCUUUUUCAAAAUAUUGUUUUUCAAAAUAUAGCCGGUAUGCACUUUAUUUAACUGCAGAAAUAAUCAAAUGUGAAUCAGUCAAAGCUGUCUUAUCUAAGUUUGAGUUGAGGUAUGUCUACCAUAUACCUGCAGUUAGUGGCCAUUUUGAUUGUGUCAAGUACAAAAGCAUUGUCGAUAUAUUAGACAGUUUAUUGGACUACUUGGUUGAUGUGCCUUGUUGGUGUACAGUUAGAAGCUAUAGCUAUUUCUAUGCGCAGUUUGUGUUAGUUAUCCUGUAACCCUUCAACAGUGGUCAGUUUCUGGACCACCUGUGUUAGAAUAUUUUUGUUUGGUGGACUGUCCUUAACCCAGCUGUCAUACUGAUGCACCUGACAUACUUGUACCAGUGUAACACACAGUACCCUACCACUGCCACUUUGGGGGUCACUGCUGUGCUGAAAAUAUACUAUCCAUAUAAUAUCUGGUCAUUGGUGGUACUGUGAUCCGUUUUCCUUGAUGGUGGGAUAGAACUUGCAAACAGCAGAUGGGCUGCAGUCAGUAAUUGUAAAUCUACAAAGUGUGUCUCUGUGGUUGGCCUGAAUGUCCAGUAGUACAGAUGUAGAUAGUAUAGAUGUGUGUCUAAUAAGCUAUUAUCCAUGUAUGUUAUUAUUAUUAUUAGUUUUUUUUUAAAUAGGUGUUAUAGUCCAAAUUUUUGCUCUAUUGUUAUAGUGCUGUAGUGCUGAUUAUCACGGGUGAAUGAGGGCAGGGUCAGGCAGUUUUUGAGAAGCUCAUUUAGAAUAAUCAAAUGAGCUGCAGUAAUAAUUAAAGAUGUCUGCUUGAUUUUUGUAGUUGAUUUAUGAUAAUAUAGUGAUCAUUAUGUCUUCGGUGGCGCUACUGUAAGGAACAUUGCGGGUUGUGUACUUGCUGUUCUGGACUGUAGGGGGCAGCAAACACAUUCUUUUGGAACUGCUGUUUUUUCUUCCAUGUAUUUUAAACAAUGACGCCAGCAUGUUCCACAUUCAUACUUUUGCUGUUUUCUCUGCGCAAAAUGUAUAUUAAAGGCAGCUUUUAAGCUAGACAUUGCAGUAAAUUCAAAUAAUAUUAUGUUUUUAUUAAUGUACUGAAACUGUCAGUAGCUAUUGUACUAUUUCUCUGGUCUGUACAGGUCACUGAUGGAGCCAAAUACUUUUUAAUGUACAUACAAUAUACAAUACAUACAAUAAAUAUGAGCCAACCAGAAAUAAUUGUAAUCAUGUAGUAAUUACCCUGUGGCUCUUGAGAUAUA